Messenger RNA from Pleuronectes platessa (European plaice), 4050 nucleotides. It is a transcript of the gene primpol, whose product is annotated as primase and polymerase (DNA-directed). Gene Ontology annotation, biological process: mitochondrial DNA replication; replication fork processing; response to UV. The coding region runs from base 357 to 1973 and encodes 538 amino acids. Gene Ontology annotation, cellular component: nucleus; mitochondrial matrix. The record is from RefSeq and is a predicted model, not a curated record. Lineage: Eukaryota; Metazoa; Chordata; Actinopteri; Pleuronectiformes; Pleuronectidae. Gene Ontology annotation, molecular function: DNA-directed DNA polymerase activity; chromatin binding. The transcript is spliced from 14 exons.
UUUUUGUUAUGGUUCAGUCACACUUGGUCACGUGUGAUAAACAUGUAAUAAUAAUACCAUAGUCAGCUUAUCUUUGUUAUAGAUAACGGAUACCGUUUAUGACCGGAAAUAGCGUCGUUUCCGGCUCCAGACGCGCCAAAAUAGAAAAUGGACGCUGGUGACAGAGGCUUGUGUUUGUUUUGACAGUUCGACUCAAAGAGAAACGUCCCGGACUGUUUGGUUGUCAACUAAUGGUGGCAGAAUGACAGGACGAUCACGGCUCAUCCAUACAUUCAGAGAGUUGCUCAACUGCCUUCGACCGACUCUCUGAGUUUCUACCAGCUCCAGGACGCGGUGGCUGACCUCUGACCUGGAGGAUGAGUAAGUGGGGAGAGCGGCUGAAGAAGGUCGAGCAGCUCGCUCAGUCAUUCCAGCACAAGCCUCUUUCCGCUCCCUACAAACCUCGGCUGUGGCCGUGCCAGCCCUCGUCUGUCUGGAGGCUCUUCCCUCGUCAAUGUCUGGCCAUCGGCUUCGCUCAGAGCUGCAAGGAGGCUGUACAUGUUUUUGCACUUGAAAAAGAAAAGUCAAGUCAGGGUCAGAGGAUCUACCUGGUUACCAGUUACACUGAGCUGUGGCAUUACUACAGGACCUACCCUCAGUCGUUGAUGCACUGCUAUGAGGUGAUUCCAGAGGGCGCCGUUUGUAAGCUUUACUUUGACUUGGAGUUCCACAAGCCCUCAAACAGAGGGGCUGAUGGGAAAACUAUGGUUUCUUCUCUAAUCCAGUUUGUCUGUAACAAACUGAUGGAGGUUUACGGACUUGAAUGCUCUGUGAAGAACGUCCUUACUCUUGAGUCCAGCACCGAGGAGAAGUUCAGUCAACAUCUCAUCUUCAAUCUGCCAAACGCAGUCUUCAAAGACAACAUACAUGUUGGUCGGUUUAUCCAUGCAGCUCUUCAACCAGUCCUGAUCAAAACCAGGAAUGGAGGUUGCCUGGAUGGUGGGAUUCAUCCUGAGGCAGAAAACGGUGAAACACGAACACGUGUUGUUGCUGAGGGGAAAGCAGAAGAAAUGGAUGAUGUCGCUGAAAGUCCUCAGACCAAGAGACGGAAGCAGGAAGAGACAGACCUGAGUUUCCUCAAAGUGAAAAGCAAGGACGGCCAGGACUGUCUCUUUGUUGAUCUUGGUGUCUACACCAAGAACAGAAAUUUCCGCCUUUACAAGUCAUCAAAACUGGGAAAGAACGCUGCCUUCACUGUGGCAGACAACAACCAGUUUACUGCCCAACAGAAGAAGGGGAUCUCCUCUGAGGAGAGUGUGUUCUUGGCGUCCUUGGUCUGUAACGUGAGUUUCACAGGUCAGAGGAUUCUCUCCUGGGAUGUCCCAGAAACAAAGACAUCCACGACCCAGAGACCUGAGCAGGGAUCAGCCACUAAUCCAGAAUCACUUUCGGGUUCCCUGACGUCCCCUCACCAAGAAGUGGACAACUUUGUCUCGACCCUGGUUAGGAAGGACGGUAUUCAAGGAAGCAUCAGGCGAUGGAACUACUUUGUCGCAGAACAACUGCUCGUCUACGACAUUGUCAAAUACCGCUGGUGUGAAAAUGUGGGAACAUUUCAUAAAAGCAACAACAUAAUGAUUGUUGUGGAUCUCAAAGAGGAAGCGUGGUACCAGAAGUGUCACGACCCCGAUUGCAGGAACUUCAGAUCCUCCAGUUACCCUCUGCCACAGGAGAUCUGUGUGAGCUACAUCAUGACACUGGACGAUGAGGACCAGGCUUACUUAAUGGACGACGCUGGAAACAUUGAGCCCAGCCAGCCACCAAACCAGACCCAGCAGAGGACAGCGUGUCCACAGGAAGAACCAGCUGACUUGUGGGGAGACGGACAGGACGAGCAGGACUAUUUAAAGAGCCUGGACGACUUUGAACAAACCAGUACGGAGAUCUCUGAUCAGCUGCUGCUCAGUUGCAUGGGAGAGUUUGAUUCCCAGUAGAAGGUAACAGGUUAUAUUGCACUGGCUGUAAAGCAUCACACAUGAUGGUUUAUUCGCUGUAAUCCCUGUAAGGUUUUAUAAACAGUAAAAAAAAAAUGUUCUAAAUGUUUUAGCAGCAUAUUUGUAAGAAAAAGUUUAUAAAUAUAUUUUCUAUCAACUGUAGCUCUCCCUGUAGGCACAUAUAAGUGGAGCUGCUGUAUUUUAAGAUAGUUAAUGACCUCAUUGUCAAGUUAUAAAGUUUAAAUGGCUGACAAAUACUACACAUAAAUAAAAACAAUUACCUGUAAAGCAGGAAUUAAAUGUUUAUUUGCUGUUUUACUUAAGAUGUACAUAUGUAAUGCACGUUGUCAUUUGCAAUAAAACAGUUUCCUAGCAAUCAAAACAUCAGAAAAGAGAUCCAGUCCGACACCUGCGUUUGGAAGAAAGUUUUUAUUUGGCACAGUUGACAAAUAUAGAUACUGUACUCUUUUCCUCCAGCACAAUGUACUGUUGCCCUUUUCAGAUCAUAAGUCUUUCACAAAAACUGUAAUAUGGCUCAAUCUGUCCGUCACCGACACGAUCACAAGUGUGUUAUGAUCACAAUUCAGAAAAACACAAAGCCUUUAGUUUAACGACUGAAAUGCACAUUCCGUUGCUCACAACACUGAUGUGACCAUCAGGGAAAGUUGUUGUGAAAUGUUGACAAAGGCUUAAAAUUUAAAACACUGGGCUUUUAAUAUGAAAUGUGAUAGUGUUACCACAUAUUUCCCCUUGAAUACCUUCUUAUAAAUGCACUUUAUGUUACCUCGCAGCUAGUGGCACUGAAAUCUCCAAGGAGAAGCUAAAUGUACAAUAAUGUAACCUUCAAUAUAUUUUCUAUGCUGUCUUUAAAAGAAAACACAAACAGCCCCAAAGAGCAAAACAAACGUCUCUCCAGCGACACGCUUCCCAGUCGGCUAUUCAUUACAUUGUGCACCAGGACAGGUUCAUCAGUCCUCUAGCCUUCAGCACUGAGAAACAUGGGAAUGCAGGGAAUUAACAAUCCGGAGUAUCAGGCACGACACUGCGUACACAUUUUCAGCAGAUACGAUAUUUACAGGUUAUCGGCCUGAGCAGAUAACCAUAACAUUAAAUAGUCUGGUUUAUAAAUAGUUCAUGUUGUUGUGCUGUGUCUCAAUUCAAGUAUGGAGUGCACUGUAACGCAGCCUUCAACUGGGCUCGUGUUUUACGAAAAGAGUUCAUGUGAACACACCCCUCUGGAAUUCACAACCUCGGACCUUUCUGAAAGCUCCCAGCUCAUUAGAUGCUACACGUUUUCAAUAGAUGGUAAAUGGAUAUAUAGCUAUUUUAACAGUGACAUCAUUUCCUAACAUGUCUGAGGAAAACGCUGAUAUUCUUUCAUCAGCCUCAUCUCUUCAUUCUGUCUUUCCUCGUUACCCGUUUGCUAAUUUGCCAAGUAGCCAAACCUCUGUGGCUUCUAGUCACCCACGGUAACGUUUCUAUUAGCGUCCAUGUUGCUGUCGACCUAGCAGCCCUAUUAUCCUGACCUGAAAAAUUAAAUCACGUACACAAAUUCCUGUGUCACCGCACAUGAACCACAAGCUCAUGAGUUCCAUUUUAAGGCAGCAGAAGUACCCACAUGUUGCACACAAAAAAACAUCAACAAGUAAAAUCCUCGCCAUUUUGGCAACACAGUGAAAAGAGGGCACCACCAUUUUCAAAUUUGUGAAAAUGAGGUAUACGCAGAAGGGGCCCAUCAUGGACGCACGUGGUGGGUUUGAGUGAAGGAAAGCAUCUGAUUUGAGACACAGCAUACGUGUUUUUAAAAGCAUUUUUGUGGGGUUUUUAUCUAAUAGAAAUGUUUGUAACCAUGAGGAAGAGUUAUGUUGGUUAAGGCAUCAGCAUGUCACAUCUUCCCCGUUUGUUCUUUAACCCUUAUCCCUGUAAAGUGCCUUGAAAUAUUGUACGAUGUGACUUGGCAAGUAAAAGUAGAAUGUAAGUAAAUUUGUAUUAAAUUAUGCCAAUAACAAGGUCUUCUGGGGUAAUCUGAACUAAUUAGCCAGUAAUAGCAGGGGAAAUAAAACCGUACAAUCACUAA